Messenger RNA from Choloepus didactylus (southern two-toed sloth), 2430 nucleotides. RefSeq names its product cholecystokinin A receptor (gene CCKAR). Bases 17 to 1297 code for a protein of 426 amino acids. Lineage: Eukaryota; Metazoa; Chordata; Mammalia; Pilosa; Megalonychidae. The record is from RefSeq and is a predicted model, not a curated record. Gene Ontology annotation, biological process: neuropeptide signaling pathway. Gene Ontology annotation, cellular component: membrane. Gene Ontology annotation, molecular function: neuropeptide receptor activity; cholecystokinin receptor activity. The transcript is spliced from 5 exons.
AAGGCAGCAAGCAAGGAUGGACGUGGCUGACAGCCUUCUUGCAAAUGGGAGCAACAUCAGUUCUCCAUGUGAACUUGGGCUCGAAAAUGAGACCCUCUUCUGCUUGGAGCAGCCCCAUUCCUCCAAAGAGUGGCAGCCGGCGGUGCAGAUUCUCUUGUAUUCCUUGAUAUUCCUGCUCAGUGUGCUGGGAAACACGCUUGUCAUCGCCGUGCUGGUUCGGAACAAGAGGAUGAGGACCGUCACCAACAUUUUCCUGCUCUCCCUGGCUGUCAGCGACCUCAUGCUCUGCCUCUUCUGCAUGCCGUUCAACCUCAUCCCCAACCUGCUCAAGGAUUUCAUCUUCGGCAGUGCUGUUUGCAAGACAACCACCUACUUCAUGGGUGCCUCGGUGAGCGUAUCCACCUUUAAUCUGGUGGCCAUAUCUCUGGAGAGAUACGGUGCAAUUUGCAAACCCUUACAGUCCCGGGUCUGGCAGACGAAAUCCCAUGCUUUGAAGGUGAUUGCCGCUACCUGGUGUCUCUCCUUUAUCAUCAUGAUGCCAUACCCAAUUUAUAGCAUCUUGGUGCCUUUUACCAAAAAUAACAACCAGACAGCGAAUAUGUGCCGCUUUCUUCUGCCAAAUGAUGUCAUGCAGCAGUCCUGGCACACAUUCCUGUUACUCAUCCUCUUUCUUAUUCCUGGAAUUGUGAUGAUAGUGGCGUAUGGACUAAUCUCUUUGGAACUCUACCAAGGAAUAAAAUUUGAUGCCAGCCAGAAGAAAUCUGCUAGAGAAAGGAAACUCAGCAGCGGCAGCAGCGGCAGGUACGAGGACAGUGACGGGUGUUACCUGCAGAAGUCCAGACCCCCGAGGAAGCUGGAGCUGCAGCAGCUGUCCACCAGCAGCAGGGUCGGCCGCAUCAGGAGCAGCAGCUCCACGGCCAACCUGAUGGCCAAGAAGCGGGUGAUCCGCAUGCUCAUGGUCAUCGUGGUCCUCUUCUUUCUGUGCUGGAUGCCCAUCUUCAGUGCCAACGCCUGGCGGGCCUAUGACACGGCCUCAGCUGAGCGCCGCCUCUCGGGGGCUCCCAUUUCCUUCAUCCUCCUGCUCUCCUACACCUCCUCCUGCGUCAACCCCAUCAUCUACUGCUUCAUGAACAGAAGGUUCCGCCUCGGCUUCAUGGCCACCUUCCCCUGCUGCCCCAACCCCGGCCCCCCAGGGGCGAGAGGAGAAGCGGGAGAGGAGGAGGAGGGCAGAACCACAGGAGCCUCUCUGUCCAGGUGCUCGUACAGCCAUAUGAUUGCCUCUGCCCCACCGCCAUGAGCUGCCCCGGGCCCCACACUGCAGAAAGAAGGAAAGAAUUGGGGGAGGAAGAAGAAGCGGAGUUAAAAAGAAGGCGGCAAUAGGGGGAGAAGGAGGAAGGAAGUGGAGAAGGAAGUCUCCAUUUUCAGUGGGAACUUUGCAUUGUCUUCUUUUCAUCUUUCAUCUGGGGCCUGGCAAGGGAGGCUCUUUAAGGGUGGGGUCAUGGCUUCGUUUGUAGACAGUUCAAGGCAGGAAAUUUUCAGGAACAUUCAUUGUAAGGGUAACUUGAGCAGGCCCGUAAUAACUGGAACCCAUGCUGCAAAUGUCAUUGCCAAACUCUUGUUCAAAACAGAGAUGUGGACCCUCCCUGCUGAGCUUUAGAAGGUUUUGGAACAUCUGAGGUGGGUACUCGUGCCCCAGGGAGAUGCACUUCUAUGCUCUGCUUCCACUAAUGCAGGAUUGUGGGGCCUGCUUUGCCUCUGGGUAGUCCAUCACUCUUUCAUGUGCAUACUGCAGCCCCCCACUUCCUUGUGAACACAAAAGGGAACUUGAUCUCUUCUGGCUAUUUUCUGUAAUAAGAGAACAAUCUCAGUUUUUCUUCUUGACGUCAGUUAUGGGCAUACCAUGACAUAAGAUUAUUCCAUCAUCAGAAUAGCAUAUGGAACAUUGUCUGAAAGAUGGAAAAGAAAAGAGAGUCUAUUUCUAAAAAGAAAAGAGAGAACGAGGUAAAUAGCUGGAUGGAAUGCUAUCUUACUAUAAAGAGUGUGAAGUGCCAGAAGGUACAUAGAGAUAUUUUGUCUACUUCAAUAAUAUAUGUGGCUUAAGGCCUCCUUUAUAUGGUGACAUUUAAUCCAAUGGCGUUUUUGUUUUUCGUUUGUUUGUUUUUGUUUUUUUUUGUGGUGGUGGUAGUGGUGGUUUUUGGCCUCAACUAAAUUUCUCAUACCAUCUGGCACUUCCUCUUUUCCAGAAAAACUUUCAGGUACAAAGGAGAUUGCAAAUUAUGUGUACCUGGCCAAGGGUGGAAACAUGUGAAAAACUGUUACACUUGACUCAGUCAAUUAAUAGCUUUUGGAUGUCAACGUUGUCAAUACAUUUAAAUACAACGUAUGUAUUUGCCAUUGAUUGUAUUAACUUUGUGUUUACGUGUAAACCAA